CGUAUUGGCAGUUCAUUGGACGUCUGCUACUGCCUUUUGCGAUUUUGAAGACCCUUUGGUGGUCCAGGAGCAAAGUAACUUCAGCGGUAUAUGAUCUUCCCUUCGCGAUUCUCACACGGACCAAGUCAUGUUUAGAUAUGGAUAAUACUUUCAGCGGCGGCGGAGUACGUCUGAGUUUUCUCCCAGGAAGAAACCAGUGCGAGAAUGACGCCGUUAUGCACAGCGGGUUAUCAAGCAACGGCGCAAGUUCGGAUGUUGUGAGGGCGCCCCCCAGCGAUGAUGCGCCCAUUGUUCUUGUUCCGGGCAUAUUUGGAUUUGGUGCUGAGAAAAUGGGAAAGAUUUCCUAUUGGGGUGGAGCAGAGAACCGAGCUGAUCGUGUGUUUCUUCCAGAGCUGGGGCCGUUGUCGAGCAUGCAUGACAGGGCUUGCGAGUUGUUCUACCAACUGAAGGGAGGGAGAGUCAAUUUUGGAAAAGAGCACAGCCAGCGCUAUGGGCACUGCCAGUUUGGGCACACCUACUCAGGGCUUUAUCCUGAAUGGGACAAAGAUCAUCCGGUGCACUUUGUAGGUCAUUCGUCCGGCGUACAGGCCGUGCGUCUUCUGCAUACAAUGCUAGAUGAGAAGUUCUUUCCUGAAUAUCCGGACACAAACGCAGAGUGGAUUAGUAGUGUGACAUCGCUUUCUGGAGCUCUUAAUGGGACGACACGUGUUUACCUCGACGGCAUCAGCUAUGCGACCAGGAAGACAAGACGCGUGCUUGGUCGGGCUCUGCCAUCCAGUUUACGGAUUCAUCCUUUGCUCUUUUUGAGGACAAUACAGAUUGGCUGCUGGAAACAUCCGUCGACACAUCCAAAGCCUCAUGAAAGCUACAGGGAUGAGGAUUGGCAGGAGAACGACGGCGCGCUCAACACAAUCUCCAUGCUCUAUCCGAAACUGCCGGAAGAGCACCCUCAUUACCCGCUGAACCAGGUGGACCUGUCAGAGAGUGGAGCGCAUGAGCGAGAAUUGCGCCUUAAGCCCGGCAUCUGGUAUUAUACAAUGCUGAAUGUGGACCACAUCCAUUUUAUCAUAAAUCGCCGAAGGGCCGGCGUAAAGCAUGAUAUGCUCUACGACUCUAUCUUUCGCCGUUGUCGCAAGCAAUUUCUGAGGGCAGCAAUUGGCUCUCUUGAGUCGUCUUCGUGCGUGUGCAUGGAUGAAUCUGAGUCGGAGUGCCUUGUUCCUUGAGAGCGCAAUGGUGGGUUACCUGUCAAAGGACAGCAGCGGCCUUUCUUGAAAGACUAUGUUUUUUUUUUUAAGAUGUUUUUUUUUUUUUAAGGAGGGGAGAGAGAGGAGAGAGAGGAGGAGGUGAAGAGGAGAGGGUGGGGAGUGGGGCACGGGGAUGGGUGUGCGCUGCUGUUGAAUCGGGUGGGGUCUUCUUGAUGCGUGUGUGGAUGAAUUUUCUCCAAGUUUCACUUUCAGGUUCGUUAACUCCUGUCGAAAGGGGUUGGUUUGUCGUUUUCCCUUUUCCUGUUUUUGUGGAGACAAAAAAAAGAGGCAGAGAGAGGCUUGUGUUCGAGGAGCACAGAUGGGGAAGUGAAGGGGGCAGAGAGGUAAGAUAGGCUAUUUUUGUGGAGAAAUCUGCUAUUGCGUGCGAGGGGAAGGGGCCAGAGAGGAGGGAUAGGAAGCUAUUUGGGAGAAAUCUCCUACUGCGUGCGAGGUGAAGAGGGGCAGAGAUGAGGGAUAGGCACAGAGAUGGGGUAGAGGGAGUCUCAUGUGCAGAAAUAUGCUAUUGGAGUUUGUAUUGGUGGCGAAGCAGAUGCAGAGGAGAAUGCAGAGGAGAAGUUGGAAGGAAGAAAGAACGUCUAAAUGGGCAUAGAGAUCGGAAAGCGAUAUAAACUGACUGUAUCAUCCAGUUUUCAGUUAAUUGUUCGAAAGGUCGAAUGGUGGACACCCGCCGCACUAUAUCAUUAUUGGGAAAGAGAGUUUCAAAACCAUUAGGAAAAGAAACGUUGACGGUGACAGUACACGGAGAUUACAUGGUAUCGUGUGGAGUAGGGAGAAAAAAGGGGUGGUUCAGGGGGGGGACUUAGCAAGGGGGGAAGAGAGUGUGGUUGGCGGGGGGGGGGGGAGAGAGAGCAGGUGGCGGGUUGAGGGGGGUAUAUGAUGGACGAUCUCCCAGUUCGGUGUGGAACUGUUAGUGAGCGAGAAGUGUGUAAUCUCUGCCACGGGCCCACGACAGCUUUUUGUGGCGAGAGGAGGCAGGACCAUUUCAUGGGGAGUUUAUCAGGCAUGGCCUACCGGUCGCGUUUUAUGGAAGAUGGCUGUUUUCCAUGUUAAGACGACUGUUUCGCAUCGCAUGUGCUAUGUCCGCCGGUCGUGCGUUUUAUGGACAUGGCCGUGACGGAAAAGAUGGAUGAUUUUGAGAAACAUAAUUUGCCGACAUUGUAAUUUGCCGUACUUGUGUAUAUAUAUAGAUAUAGAUAUAUACAUAUAUAGACUAUAUAGUAUAUAUAGUAUACAGGGACGGAAAGAGUUCAUUGAUGAUUGGGAGUUCUGCGACAGCUACGGCCGCUGAAGAAGUGAAAAAGGGGUAUCCUUUUCAUUCCAUGGUGUGUUGGGGGCCUGUAUGGGCACAUCUCGGUCGUUGUCAUUUGAUGAGCGAAGUGGAGGACGCAUGGAGUAUAGAAGAGGACUUCUGUAGUCAGCUAAGAUUCUCAGAUGAAAUGCCGGUAGUAUUUUUCGGCCAGAAACGGCGAGAGACGGCGAGUGAUGGCGACAAACGGCGAGAAAUGGAAAUUUGCAGCAGCUAUCAGUAGUACUGUUCAGCCCAUAAUUCAUGAACACGUCAGCUGGAUUUUUUUUUUACUGUUGCAUCUUGAGCAGAGGAGUGGGUUUUGUGACUUGGCAGCCUGUGGCAUUGUGCAUGCUGCGGAGAUCGAGGGGUAGGGAACGUGGGGAGAGAGAGAAUGGGGUGCACGGUUCCAUGUUUGUGAGCUUAGGACAGGAGAGGUCGGGAGGGAGAGGAGGAUGGGAUAGAAGAAGACAAUUUCUUUUUUUUUUUCUUUGGUCCCAGCGGUGCCGUGAAUGCAACGUCG
This is a messenger RNA of Chara braunii, 3073 nucleotides long. The record is from the annotation of a GenBank genome assembly. Lineage: Eukaryota; Viridiplantae; Streptophyta; Charophyceae; Charales; Characeae.